Molecule: messenger RNA, 1524 nt
Organism: Dufourea novaeangliae
Lineage: Eukaryota; Metazoa; Arthropoda; Insecta; Hymenoptera; Halictidae
Product: facilitated trehalose transporter Tret1-2 homolog
Exons: 8
Coding region: 1-1524 (507 amino acids)
Biological process (GO): transmembrane transport
Cellular component (GO): membrane
Molecular function (GO): transmembrane transporter activity
Source: RefSeq, a predicted model, not a curated record
AUGGCAGAAAUCGGAUUACAAACUGUGACUACCGUGCCGGACGAAGGAGAACACAGCUUCAAGAUGCCCAGGGCUUCCGUGGUACACAUGACGUCUACGGCGACGAGACCGCAGCACAUGUCCCAGGUGUUAGCCACGCUGGCUCUGUCGAUGGGAACGCUGUCUUCUGGCCUGGCGAAAGGUUACACCUCGCCGGCCUUGGACUCCAUCCUGGACAACCAACCCCCUCAGCUUUAUCAAUCUUCGAACAACGACACCUGGUCGGCUUUCUCGGUGACGCAACAAGAAGCCUCGUGGGUAGCGUCUUUGUCGAUGCUGGGCGCGUGGUUCGGCGCUAUGAUCGGCGAUUGGAUAAUGAGAAGAGGCCGUCGACUUGCACUGCGUAUGACAUCCAUGCCCCUCGCUGCGGUCUGGAUCUUCACAGGGAUCGCGCCGUGCGUCGAAGUGGUCUACGUCACCAGCUUCAUCGGUGGCCUUUGCUGUUCAGUCAUCACUAUGGUCGCUCAGGUAUACAUAUCAGAAAUCUCCAUGCCGGGCAUCAGAGGCUGCCUGUCGGCGAUGUUGAAGGUUCUCGGUCACGUCGGCGUGUUAUUGUCGUACAUAGCGGGCACGUACCUGAACUGGCGUCAAAGCGCGCUGCUGGUAGCAGUUGCGCCGUCGAUGCUUUUUCUGGGGACUCUCUUUAUACCGGAGACGCCGUCGUACCUCGUUUUGAAUGGCAAAGACGACGAGGCUGCCAACAGCUUGCAAUGGCUGCGCGGUGAUCACGUCGACAUACGACACGAGCUGCAGGUGAUCAAGACGAAUAUUCUGGCAUCCAGAGCGAAGCAAUACGAGCUGACAUUCAAGAACAGCAUGUUCACGCCUCGACUGUACAAGCCCAUCGCUAUCACGUGCGGAUUAAUGUUCUUCCAAAGGUUCUCGGGAGCGAACGCGUUCAAUUAUUACGCGGUGAUUAUAUUCCGACAAACUCUGGGUGGAAUGAAUCCUCACGGGGCGACCAUUGCCAUUGGUUUCGUACAAUUAUUGGCUUCUUUGCUGUCAGGAUUCCUGAUCGACAUCGUGGGCAGGCUACCGCUUCUGAUAGCCAGCACCGUCUUCAUGUCCUUGGCGUUAGCAGGUUUCGGCAGUUAUGCAUACUACGUGUCACAAACACAAAAUCUAGGGUACGCAGACACCGCGGUUGUUGGUCAGCACGACUGGAUACCGUUACUCUGCGUACUCGUCUUCACGACUGCUCUGGCUCUGGGCAUAUCGCCAAUUUCGUGGUUAUUGAUUGGCGAGCUCUUUCCCCUGGAGUACCGCGGCCUUGGUUCGAGUAUCAGCACGAGCUUUAGCUACUUCUGUGCGUUCGUUGGGAUUAAACUGUUCAUGGAUUUUCAGCAGACGUUAGGCCUACACGGGGCGUUCUGGUUCUACGCGGCGGUGGCCGUCUGUGGCUUGUGCUUCGUGGUAUGCUGCGUCCCGGAAACGAAAGGAAAACAGCUGGACGAGAUGAACCCAGACUACGCGCAGGCUCGGUAG